CCCGCCCCUAUUAAGGCCCUCCAAACACUCUGAAGGCUCUCUCGUUAGGGUUUCAAUUCAAUUUCCCAAAACCUUCGUCCCAAAUUCGUCCCAAAUUCCAAUUUCAGAUCAAAUACGCAUUUCUAAAUGCACUUUCAUUAAUAAAAUUCUACUUAUGUAGAAAUUGAACAGGAAGAACUUACUUAAUUUCGACUGAAAACAUGGCUGCUAUCAGUUUCAGUGCAGUUUCACUCUAUCCUUAUGCUCACAAGGGUUCUCUAUUUCUAGCAGCUAACCCAAAUCCUAGUAGACAAUGCAUUUCUUGCUGUGGACCAUCGCAUUCUACUUCAACUAUAGGUUCACGUGGUGGGUCGAGAGAACCUCGUAAAAGAUCUCGAGGAAGAGCCGAGGGACCUCGAAAAAGUAUGGAAGAUUCUGUUCAACGUAAGAUGGAACAGUUCUAUGAAGGUUCUGAUGGCCCACCGUUGCGUGUUCUUCCAAUUGGUGGUUUGGGAGAAAUUGGAAUGAAUUGCAUGCUUGUUGGAAAUUUUGAUCGGUAUAUUUUGAUCGAUGCUGGUGUGAUGUUCCCUGGCUAUGAUGAGCUUGGCGUCCAGAAAAUCAUACCUGAUACCACGUUUAUCAAGAAAUGGAGCCACAAAAUUGAAGCAGUUGUAAUAACCCAUGGUCAUGAAGACCACAUUGGUAAUUCCUGCUUUGGAUGCACGCACGCCUAUAUUUGCAUCUUCCUUUACAAUGGAGUAGCCUUUCCUGUUUUUGUGCAGCUUAUCAAGAAGAGAUUGAAGGAGUUUGGGAUUUUUAUUCCUUCUAGGCUCAAGAUAUUUAAAACAAAAAUGAGAUUUGUUGCUGGGCCAUUUGAGGUGGAACCGAUUAGGGUUACACAUUCCAUUCCAGAUUGUUGUGGAUUGGUUCUUCGCUGUGCUGAUGGUACUAUUCUUCACACAGGGGACUGGAAGAUUGAUGAGACACCAUUAGAUGGGAAAGUAUUUGACCGUGGAGCUUUAGAAGAGCUUUCUAAAGAAGGAGUUACCUUGAUGAUGAGUGAUUCAACGAAUGUACUCUCGCCUGGAAGGACACUUAGUGAGACUGUUGUAGCGGAUGCAUUGUUGCGUCGUAUUUCAGCUGCUAAAGGUAGGGUUAUCACUACCCAAUUUGCAUCAAAUAUUCAUCGUCUCGGAAGUGUGAAAGCUGCAGCUGACUUGACCGGCAGAAAAUUGGUUUUUGUUGGAAUGGCAUUGAGGACAUAUCUGGAUGCUGCAUGGAAAGAUGGAAAGGCACCUAUUGAUCCAUCAACACUGGUGAAAGUGGAAGACAUUGAUUCUUAUUCACCCAAAGACUUACUCAUUGUAACUACUGGCUCUCAAGCAGAACCACGUGCUGCACUGAAUCUUGCAUCAUAUGGAAGUAGCCAUUCACUCAAACUGACACAAGAGGAUUUGAUUUUGUAUUCUGCUAAGGUUAUACCUGGUAACGAAACUCGGGUGAUGAAAAUGCUUAAUCGUAUAUCAGAAAUAGGGUCAGCUAUUGUGAUGGGCAAGAAUGAGUACUUGCACUCGUCUGGUCAUGCUCAUCGUGAAGAAUUGGAUGAAGUGCUUAAAAUUGUGAAGCCACAACAUUUUCUACCCAUUCAUGGGGAGCUUUUAUUCCUAAAAGAGCAUGAAUUGUUGGGAAAAUCAACUGGCAUUCGGCAUACUGUGGUCAUAAAGAAUGGAGAGAUGCUUGGUGUCUCACACCUGAGGAACAGAAGAGUUCUAUCUAAUGGUUUCACUUCCCUGGGGAAAGAAAACCUACAGUUGAUGUAUAGUGAUGGUGACAAAGCAUUUGGGACAUCUACCGAGCUUUGCAUUGAUGAGAGACUUAGGAUAGCAUCAGAUGGUAUUAUAGUCAUCAGUAUGGAAAUUUUACGCCCCCAGGCUUCAAACAGUCUAACGGAGAAAACACUAAAAGGGAAGAUAAAAAUUACAACACGUUGCUUAUGGCUUGACAAAGGAAAACUUUUAGAUGCACUGCACAAAGCUGCACAUGCUGCACUAUCAAGUUGUCCUGUAAACUCACCUCUGGUUCACAUGGAGAGGACUGUUUCUGAAGUUCUGAGAAAAGUAGUUAGGAAAUAUAGUAGCAAAAGACCUGAAGUCAUUGCAAUAGCUUUAGAAAACCCAGCAGGAGUCCUAGCUGAUGACAUAAAUGGAAAGCUAUCGGAAAGGUCACGUGUGGGUUUAGGAAUUUCAACAUUGAGAAAAGCAGUUGAUGGGCAUCAAAGAAAGCGACGACCUAAUGGGGCACAGGAGGUUGAUGACAGUGACAGCCAUGCACAUUUAAGAAGCAUCAUGCAACAAGAUUUAGAAGAUAAUGAGAUGGAUUUUGAUAAACUGCUGUCCAAGGAUGAAGCUAAUUCAGUUUCUACAUCAUCGGAGGCAUUCUCUUCAAAUGGUGCAGAAUCAGACAACUUUUGGAAAUCAUUUGUACAAAUACCAACAAACAAUGUGUUGGAGGAAGGUAAUACCAGCUUGCAGUUACAGAAGGAACACUAUGAAAAUUCAGAAAUAGACAGCGGUGAGCUUGAUUCAGGCCUACCAAAAUCGGAACUUAAGUCUUCCAAGUCUGUGAAACCGAACAAAUGGAAGCCUGAAGAGAUCAAAAAGCUAAUUCGAAUGCGUGGGGAACUUCAUAACAGAUUCCAAGUUGUCAAGGGUCGAAUGGCUCUCUGGGAAGAAAUAUCUUCCAAUUUGUUAUCUGGUGGAAUAAGUCGAAGCCCAGGACAAUGCAAAUCUCUGUGGGCAUCUUUGGUUCAGAAAUAUGAGGAAAGUAAGACUGAUUCUAAAAGCGGGGAAAAGUGGCCUUACUUUGAUGACAUGAACAAAAUCUUUGUCAGACAUUGAUGUACCAUUACCAAAAUGAUACUACAAGUGCUUGGAUUUGUCACUGUUGGCAGCAUUAAGAUUUCAUUGAUGCAAGGUGAAGCCAAAGGUGCUUGCUUCUUGCGCAUGUCCAUUUUGAAGAGGUCAAGUUUUAUUAUGUAGCGAAUGUCGGCCAAUGUGCUGAUGAUUAUGACACAGACAAAGGCAAUGAUUUUGUGACAUGGGAUCAAGUGUCAUGGGUGCAAGACUGCACAGAGAUAUGUACUUUUUUGGUAGGCUUAAAGAGUUAUAAGCAUUAGAUAGAUUUGUAGAGCUCUUGUAGAGUCCUCCUGUGCGAUGACACCGUUAAUGUCAUAGCAGACUCUUAUCAUAGGGCUAUUAGUAUGUGAGCUCUAAAGUCAUGGGUUUAUUGAUGUAUAAAUAGGAUUUAUCUUAUUAAUAAUUAGUUAUUUUAAUUAAUUAAAUAAAGUCA
Messenger RNA from Coffea eugenioides, 3327 nucleotides. RefSeq names its product ribonuclease J. The record is from RefSeq and is a predicted model, not a curated record. The transcript has 17 exons. NCBI's taxonomy places the organism in Eukaryota, Viridiplantae, Streptophyta, Magnoliopsida, Gentianales, Rubiaceae. The coding region runs from base 201 to 2876 and encodes 891 amino acids.